AGCCCAGCUGACAAUGUGCCUCCGUGCUAUCAUUAAACAUGACUUUCCUGGCCAUUGGACAGCCGUGGUAGACAAGAUAGGCUACUACUUGCAGUCUCAGAACAGUGGGAGCUGGCUUGGGAGCCUCCUGUGUCUGUAUCAGCUGGUGAAGACUUACGAAUACAAAAAAGCAGAGGAGCGAGAUCCUCUCAUAGCAGCAAUGCAAAUAUUUUUGCCUCGGAUUCAGCAGCAGAUGAUCCAGCUUCUGCCUGAUAACUCCCAUUACUCUGUACUGCUUCAGAAACAAAUCUUAAAAAUCUUCUAUGCUCUUGUUCAGUACGCAUUGCCGCUCCAGUUGGUGAAUAACCAGACUAUGACUCAGUGGAUGGAGAUCUUCCGUACUAUCAUUGACAGAAACGUACCUCCAGAGACUUUGCAAAUUGAUGAAGAUGAUAGACCAGAGCUGGUGUGGUGGAAGUGCAAGAAGUGGGCAUUGCAUAUUGUAGCUCGUCUUUUUGAACGGUAUGGAAGUCCUGGAAAUGUAACUAAAGAAUACUUUGAAUUUUCAGAGUUUUUUUUAAAAACCUACGCUGUGGGCAUACAACAGGUUCUCUUAAGAAUCUUAGACCAGUACAGGCAAAAAGACUAUGUUGCGCCACGUGUUCUUCAGCAAACGUUAAAUUAUCUGAACCAAGGGGUUAUUCACUCUGUAACAUGGAAGCAAAUGAAGCCACACAUACAGAGUAUAACAGAAGAAGUGAUAUUCUCUCUAAUGUGCUACAAAGAUGAGGAUGAAGAGCUCUGGCAGGAGGAUCCAUAUGAAUACAUCCGCAUGAAAUUUGAUGUAUUUGAGGAUUAUGCAUCCACUACAACAGCAGCACAGAAUCUCCUUUAUACUGCUGCAAAGAAGAGAAAAGAGGUAUUACCAAAAAUGAUGGCAUAUUGCUACCAGAUUCUUACAGAGCCAAACAUUGAUCCAAGGAAAAAAGAUGGAGCUUUGCAUGUUAUAGGAUCCCUAGCAGAUAUUUUACUGAAGAAGAGUGUCUUCAAGGAUCAAAUGGAGCUGAUGUUACAGAAUCAUGUAUUUCCAUUGUUCAUGUCUAACCUGGGGUACCUCAGAGCUAGAUCCUGUUGGGUACUUCAUUCAUUCAGUGCUUUGAAAUUUCACAAUGAGCUAAACUUGAGGAAUGCAGUAGAGUUGGCAAAGAAGAGCCUGAUUGAUGAUAAGGAAAUGCCUGUCAAAGUAGAAGCAGCUAUAGCUCUUCAGACGUUAAUAAGCAACCAAGAGCAAGCCAAGGAAUAUGUGAAGCCUUAUGUAAGGCCAGUUAUGCAAGAGCUCUUGCAUAUUGUUAGAGAGACGGAAAACGAUGAUCUUACUAACGUAAUCCAGAAGAUGAUCUGUGAGUACAGUCAGGAAGUUGCUACCAUCGCCGUUGACAUGACUCAACACCUGGCUGAAAUAUUUGGUAAAGUACUUCAGAGUGAGGAAUAUGAGGAAGUAGAGGACAAAACAGUUAUGGCCAUGGGCAUCUUGCACACAAUUGACACUAUCCUGACAGUUGUGGAAGAUCACAAGGAGAUAACUCAACAGCUCGAGAGCAUUUGUUUACAGAUCAUUGGCCUCGUUUUGCAGAAACACGUUAUAGAGUUUUACGAAGAAAUUCUCUCCUUGGCCUACAGCUUGACAUGCCAGAUGAUUUCACCUCAAAUGUGGCAGCUUUUAGGUGUUUUAUAUGAAGUGUUCCAGCAGGAUUGCUUUGAGUACUUUGCAGAUAUGAUGCCUCUCUUGCAUAAUUAUGUGACCAUUGACACUGAUACUUUACUGUCUAACCCAAAGCAUUUAGAAAUUAUUUACGCCAUGUGUAAAAAGGUAUUAACAGGAGAUGCAGGAGAAGAUGCAGAGUGCCAUGCAGCCAAACUCCUAGAAGUAAUUGUUCUUCAAUGCAAAGGACGGGGUAUUGACCAGUGUAUUCCACUCUUUGUGGAGGCUGUUCUGGAGCGGUUAACUAGAGGAGUUAAAACAAGCGAGCUUCGUACCAUGUGUCUUCAGGUUGCCAUAGCCGCACUCUACUACAAUCCUGACCUACUUCUGCACACCUUAGAGAACAUCAGAUUUCCACACAAUCCUGAGCCCAUCACUGCACAGUUCAUAAACCAGUGGAUGAAUGACACAGAUUGUUUUCUUGGACUCCAUGACAGAAAGAUGUGUAUAAUAGGACUGAGCAUCCUAAUGGAAUUGCAGAACCGACCGCCUGCAGUGGAUGCUGUGGCUGCCCAGAUUGUGCCUUCAAUCCUCCUCCUCUUCCUGGGCUUAAAACAAGUUUGCGCCUCACGAGAACUCACAGAACAUGAGGAUCAUGCUAAAGACGAAAAACACGUUGCAGAAGAUAAUGAAGAGAUACCGAGUGAUGAGGAGGAGACAAAUGAAGUGAGCCAGGCGAUGCAAGAAAACCAUGGUGGAGGAGGAGGUGGUGGUGGUGGUGGAGGUGGAGAGGAAGAGGAUGAAGAUGAUGAUGAUGAUGAUGACUGGGAUGAAGAUGCAUUGGAAGAGACUGCUCUUGAAGGGUUCAGCACACCUCUUGACCUUGAAAAUGGUGUUGAUGAAUACCAGUUUUUUACACAAGCACUUUUAGCGGUGCAGAGCCGAGAUGCAGCCUGGUACCACUCACUGACAGCACCCUUGAGUGAGGAUCAGAAGAAACAGCUGCAGGAAAUUUAUACAUUAGCAGAACACCGGCGAAAUGCUGCAGAGACUAAGACAAUAGAACAACAAAGUGGCUACACAUUUGACAACAAAGGACUGAUCACAGCAUUUAACUUUGCUGGAAGUACUCCUGGUGGCAACUGAAGGAUCAACUGCAAAGGUCAAUGGGAAGGGUCUCAUCAUUACAUUUUCUUGAAAUCAUCAUGACUUCUGAGUGAUAGGGGAGGGUAAUUUAAUGCUGCUGAAAGUUUUCUGGAAAAUAGCAGUGUGCUUCCCCCACCAGAAUGCUCUUUCUAACCAGCUACUGUAAUGUACAAAUUCUUGUGGUGUUUUUAUAAUUUGAUGGACUGAAAGGAAACAUUUGUCCUCAAGGAACCUGAAUGACUGGGAGGGGCCAGGCUGCAUCUAAUUGAGUUGCACUUCUCAGGUUUUUGCUGUGCAGAAUUGAUAGAUUCAUAUGGAUAACAGUGCCUUCUGUUGUACAUGGAUUGCCUGAACAAAUGGAUUUUGGAGUGCAUUAUACUUUUUUAAGUGUAAGGACAUUUCUUGAUACACUGUAAGCCUUGGUUCCGUGUUUUCCUGUCAUCUGCUUUUUACUACUCAGUUUAAUUGUUGUUGGUUGCAUACACAUUGCUGGAUUCAGAUUAUGAUCUCAUCUUCCCUGUUUGGUGCAGACCAAAUGUGUAGAGGGAGUUGCCUGUUGGAGUUGCAAAGCAUACACUGGUUACGUCAAAGGGUCUUAACAAAUUGCAGAUUUUCCCUUGA
Balearica regulorum gibbericeps (East African grey crowned-crane) is the source of this 3448-nucleotide messenger RNA. The record is from RefSeq and is a predicted model, not a curated record. Lineage: Eukaryota; Metazoa; Chordata; Aves; Gruiformes; Gruidae.